Molecule: messenger RNA, 1457 nt
Organism: Silurus meridionalis
Lineage: Eukaryota; Metazoa; Chordata; Actinopteri; Siluriformes; Siluridae
Gene: dlx2b
Product: distal-less homeobox 2b
Exons: 3
Coding region: 199-1026 (275 amino acids)
Biological process (GO): cell differentiation; embryo development; negative regulation of transcription by RNA polymerase II
Molecular function (GO): DNA-binding transcription factor activity, RNA polymerase II-specific; RNA polymerase II cis-regulatory region sequence-specific DNA binding
Source: RefSeq, a predicted model, not a curated record
AAGCACCAGCAGCAGUGUAUUAUGAGACUUCAGCAAGGGCUCCUGUGCAGCACUGCCUCUACCAGGUGAAACAUCCUUCACUGAACGGCAAGUUUAAAAAGCCAUCGGAUCAUAACCAUAUACCCAAGUGGGAGUAUUAUCAGUUUGUUGCUGUUUUAUAUACUGCGAAGGUUAAUUCCCAGGAGCAGAGCUGGAGAGAUGACCGCGGUUUUGGAUAGCCUUGGUUCGGAUAUGCACACAACACAUCUUACCUCCAGCAACUUCAGCGCCGUGCACAAGUCUCAGGACUCUCCCACACUGCCAGUGUCAACGGUCACCGACAGCAGUUUCUACAGCGUUCCUCAGAGCGCAAAUUGCGCAGGAACGGCGGCUUACGCGCAGCUUGCCUCCUACUCUUACUCCCAUGGCGGAGGAGUGAGCGCCGGAUCCUACAGCCCCAAACCAUACGACAUGGGCUUCGGCUCUUCAUACGGUGCUUAUGGCGCUUACGGACCCGGUUCUUCAUCACCCACUCCCACAGAGCCAGAGAAAGACGAAAGUGAGCCGGAGGUGCGCAUGGUGAAUGGCAAGCCAAAGAAAGUCCGGAAACCGCGAACCAUCUACUCGAGCUUCCAGCUGGCUGCUCUCCAACGCCGCUUCCAGAAGACCCAGUACUUGGCGCUCCCGGAGCGCGCAGAGCUUGCAGCUUCUCUGGGCCUCACGCAGACUCAGGUGAAGAUCUGGUUUCAGAACCGGCGCUCCAAGUUCAAAAAGUUGUGGAAAAAUGGGGAGAUUCCACCCGAGCAACACGUGGGUUCAGGUGAAUCUCCUACGGCGUCUCCUCCCCCGCAUACCUCCUGGGAUUUCCCCGCAAAUCAACAAGGAGACGGGGACUCUACCACAGAGCAGACCACUGGUCCACCCAACACCACAGCACCAUCAUAUUUGUCCAACUAUCCAUGGUACUCAUCCACGAACGCGCAUUUACAGCCAAACACGCUCUCGCAAAUCCAUCACAACUCCAUGAGCGCUGGUGCCAUUUUCUAGUCGUGAACUCUAGGUGUCUAUCAGUGCACCUGUUACAGGACAAUGAACUUGUAGUGCACAUGCAAGCAUGGAGAGAAGAAGAAACACUGACUCCGACAUGCAAUUUUUCGUGGGUUUUUUUAUUAUUAUUUUUUAUUAUUAUUUCCAUUUGCUAUGGAUUUCCGUGGCGUGCUCGAAUGCGCAUGAGCGAAAUCGACUCAUUAAAUUAUUUUUCUAUUUAUUUAUUUGGUUUUUGUUUGCAGUCGCAGGACAGUGGGACAAAUCACAUGCCAAGUAGAAAAAAAAACGGGUAGCCUUUUAUUGCGUUGCAUUGCAAUUUUGUUCCCCCUAUCAGACUAUAUUAGGCCUACAGAGUAAAAUAUCAUGCUGUUUAUACAACUUGUACUCACAAUAAAAAAAAAGGAAAAAACAUGCAUUUUGAUGUCGACCUA